GAACAUUUUUGUGCUUUUUAGAUCAACAAACUGGACAAGGCAGUGGCAGCAGCCAAAACGUUCUUCCAGGCCAAUCCAGAUCACUCAGAGAUGAAGCAGAACCUGGACUACUACAGGAUGAUGGCUGGAGUACAGGAAGAGGACUUCAAAGAUCUGGAGUCCAGCACACAUAUGGCUGAGUUUCUGCUGGGGAAACGUUUCUACAGCGAUGAGUCCUUUUGGUUGGCAGCUGAGCACUUUGAGGUGGCUGUAGACGAGUACUUCGUUGCUGACAAGAAGUGUAGAGCCCUGUGUGAGGGGGCGUACCGUUUUGAUGGAUACAACUACAUGGAGUACAGUGCAGACCUGUUCCAGACCAUGACAGACCACUACCUGCAGGUUCUGAGCUGUAAGCAGCACUGCUCUGUAGACCUGGCUUCAGCUGCAGGCAGAGAUCAGCCCUUCCACGACUUCCUGCCUUCACACUUCAACUACCUGCAGUUCUCCUACUACAACAGUGAGAAGUACGAGCAGGCCAUAGAGUGUGCUAAGACCUACCUGUUGUUCUACCCCGAGGACGAGGUGAUGAAGCAGAACCUGAACUACUAUUCUGUAGUGCUUGGCGAGGACAAGGCUAGAACCAUCACAGCCAGACAGAUGGUGAAGCAGCACAUGCAGCAGUCCAUACUGGAGAAGGAGCUGCUCUACUUGGGAUAUGAAGCCUUCGGGAUCACCUUCGUAGAUUCGGACACAUGGACUCCUGAGAGUGUGAUGCCUAAGAAACUGAGAGACAAACAAAAGGCCGACAGAGAGACGGCAGCCAGGAUCACAGAGGAGAUCGGAAACCUGAUGAAAGAGAUCGAGACCCUGGUUGAGGAGAAGAAGAAGGAUUCCUCGGACAUGGCUAAGAUGGUUGCGCCACAGGAAGGUGGUGCUCUGCUGUACGAUAAUGUCAGGGUGACCAUGACAUCCAGGCAGCUGAAUGGUUCCCAGCGCGUGCUUCUGGACGGGCUGAUCAGUGACGAUGACUGCAGGGAGCUGCGGCGCUUGUCCAACGGGGCUGCGCUGAAAGGUGAUGGCUACAGUGGACAGCCAUCUCCACACACGCCCAAUGAGAUGUUCCAGGGAGUCACAAUCCUGAAGACUGUCAAGCUGGGCCAGGAGGGGAAGGUUCCUCUGAAGAGUGCUGGCUUGUUCUUUGACCUGAGUGAGAAGGUCAGAAAGGUGUUGGAGUCGUACUUCCACCUGGACACGCCGCUCUACUCCUCCUACUCUCACCUGGUCUGUCGCUCAGCUGUUGAUGAGAAACAGGAGGGCCGAGAAGACCUGAGCCACCCUGUGCAUGUGGACAACUGUGUGCUGAAUUCUGAGCUAAACCAGUGUAUCAAAGAGCCUCCUGCAUACACACACAGGGACUACAGUGCCAUACUUUAUCUGAACGAUGACUUUGAGGGAGGAGAGUUCAUCUUCACUGAGUUGGAUGCAAAAACAGUCACGGCGGAGGUUCAUCCACGCUGUGGUCGUGUUGUUGGGUUUGGAGCGGGAAAGGAAAACCCCCAUGGGGUCCGAGCUGUCACCAAGGGUCAGAGGUGUGCCGUGGCGCUGUGGUUCACCCUCGACCCAUCUCAUGAAGAGAAGGAAAGAAUCCAGGCCCAGGACAUGCUGAAGAUGUUUUCCACUCCUGUGAAUGAAGAAUUCACCCUGAAGAAGCCGAGCGACCCUUUUGAGUCUCAGCCAUCCUCCUCAAAAGCAGACCAGGUGGCAGCUGAUCAGAAACCAGAAGGUGAAGGAUCAGAACAGAGGGUGGACUCAUCUGCUGAAACCAAGACUAAAAAACCAGCCAACCAGUCAAAAGACAGAGCGAAAACGAAACCAGUCUCUAAAUCUUCCGUUAAGACCAAAGCUGCAGCUACAGCUGAAGACCAGAGCCAGCAUCUUAAAAAAACAGCAAUAAAAGCCGCCUCAGAACAGGACUCGACGUCCCCGGAGCCUCAGAGCAGCAGGGACGAGCUGUGAUGGACAGGAGAGGGUAGCGGGUCUGACGGUGCUGUGAAGACUCUACCCUUUUUAAUAUUUCUCUGUUAGUUCACACUUUGAAACAGAGUUGUGAAAAGUGAUUUGGGUGGAAGUCCUCCCGAAUAAAACAAUAAAGUUGUGUUUCUAAAAUGUGA
Messenger RNA from Nothobranchius furzeri (turquoise killifish), 2150 nucleotides. NCBI's taxonomy places the organism in Eukaryota, Metazoa, Chordata, Actinopteri, Cyprinodontiformes, Nothobranchiidae. The record is from RefSeq and is a predicted model, not a curated record.